CACAAUUUUAUUUAAUAAGUAUAUCAUUAACAUUUUCUUAAUAUAUCAGAAAAGAUGAAAAGAAACAAUAUAGAAAUAUUUUCAGCUAUACAAAUUCAGGGCUUCCAUGACAAAUAAAGGCUAAAGAUUCCACCUUUAUUUACAUACAUUUUUUUCUUCAUAGAAAAAGUUGAUAUCCAAUAAAAUGUUACCUAAUGUAACCCCAGGCAAAGUGAAUGCCAUGACUGGACAAUGGGGACUUAUUCGUUGAACCGUUACACCUAAUUACCAUGUGCCAGAUACUGUUCUAAGCACUCUAUCGAUGUUAGCUCAUUUAAUCUUAAAACCAUGUCAUAGAAUAUGGUAAAAAAUAAAAAUGAAAAAACUAAAAUUGCUACUUUUCUCCCCACCUCUUCAUCCUACCCCAUCAUAUAUUGUCAGUAAAUGGACAGCAGGAGUCCAGUGAAAAUAUAUUUAACUUGGACUCAAAAGAUUUGAGUUAGUUUCUGGCUCUAUUUAGGGUUCUGUGUGACCUUGAACAAGUUAUUGAAACCAGAACUUCCCAAACCUGACUGAUCAUUGGAAUUCGAGGGAGAGUGUUAUUACAGUUACAGAUGCCUUGGACUUCACCCAGUAUUUUCUAAUCCUAAAUCUAAAUAUUUUCUGUUUAGAGUGGGACUUGAGAAUCUGAAUUUCCUUUGAAACUACACAGGUGAUUGUGAUAAGCAGUCACAUUUGGGAACCACUGAUAGAGUAGUCUUAUCCUCUAAUCCCUUGACAGAAAUGUAUAGAAAUAUGUGGUCCACAAGGGUCGUCGGCAUGAAGGGGAGAAUUAUGAAGACCCAAACUCUCAUAACCCCACUCUUUACACAUUCUCAUUAAAGCUGUGUUUAGAUAUUCUAGAUGACUCUUUUGUUGUGGGUCAUCCGGACUAUCUAAGCCCAACAAACAUAUCCAGAGGCAUAUCAUACAGGUGACUGUCAUCUGCAUCACCUACUUAAGCCUAUCUCUCCAAGGCAUGACGUCAUUAAAAAUGAAGUGGGAAAUUGAGGCAAUGGUUCCACCAAUUUAAAGUACAAACCCAAAUAAACUAUCUUUACAUGAAUGUGCUGAAAAUGUGUACGACCUCCUAAAAAAGUUUCCGAGGUGAUUGUAUCAGCUUUUUUCCCGCUAAUUCAACUAAACAUCACAAUAUACAUUUUACUCAUCCCCAAAAUAUUUUCUGAGUACUUAUUUUGGGCACCAUGAAGGAUACAAAAAUGAAUAAAACAAAGUACCUGUCUUCAAGCUGGUAAAGAUACAGCCAUAAACAUAAGAAUUGUAGUUUUCAGUUUUAAAAACGUUAAGUUUGGCUGAAUUUUGGAGAUGCUGCAGGCAAUCAAUAAUAAGCCAGAAAUGUCCAUAUUAUAAAUACAUUCUGGACUGUCAUAUCAAGCUGGUGACCCUGGUAUAAAGUACUAAAAGAAACAAUAUAUUUGAGAAUCUCAAAAUGUGUGUUUGGGUAUGUUACUUGACAAUUGUAGUGAAUUUUUAAGUCUUUAAAAACUAGUCUCAGAGCGCUAGUCUUUCAGCACUCUGAGCCUAUUUCUUUCAACAAUUUGUAUCUCACAAAAUUGUGAAAACAAAAUGAAAUAGUACCCAUGUCAAGGUGUCACGGAAUUUUUUUCUUUUUUGAGACAGGGUUUCAUUUUGUUGCCCAGGCUGCAGUACAAUGUAAUGAUCACAGGCACUGUAGCCUCGACCUCCUGGGUUCAAGGGAUCCACCUCAGCCUACUGAGUAACUGGGACCACAGGUGAAUGCCACUAUGCCUGCCUAGUGUUGUUUUUUUUUUUAAUUUUUUUUUUUUAAUAGAGAUGAGGGCUCCCUAUGCUGUCCAAGCUAGUCUUUAACUCCUGUAUUCAAGUGAUCCACAUGCCUCGGCCUCCCAAAGUGCUGGGAUUACAGGUGUGAGCCACCACACCCAGUCAUGGUGUCAUGAAUCUUAUAGAUAAUGCUCAUAACUCUAAUAAAUAAUAAAACAUGACUUUGAGUUGAUUUUUCACCAGUGGUGACAAAUGGCUAUUAACCAAUUACUUUCUUAUCUGGCCCUAAAACACAAAGAAGCCUUGUUUGUCAUUGCUGUUCCCAGAUGUAUAGUUAAUAUACAUUAUAUGAUAAUUUUAUAAAUUGGUAUAUAAGCAAGUGUAUAAAAAUAAAUAUGCACAUUAUGUAGUCAUGAAUAUAUUUAAAUGUUUACAUUAUGCAUACACCUCUCUAAAAGAAAUACUGAAGUCACCAACUUAAUGGAAAAAAUUCUCAUCUACUUUAGGGAUAGACAUUGGACAAAACUUCACAAGUCUAUAUAUUUCAUUACAUGUUUGUGAUUAAACAGUGAUGAGAAUGACAGAGUUUCACAGGAAUGUUCAACUUAAUUGUGUCAAACAUGUAACUGUCUAUAAAUUCUAUAGGGACUGCGUUAUUCUAUGGGGACAUGAAUAAUAUUUUUAAUACAAAAUUCCAGUUAACUGACUGGAGUAGACUAAUCAUUAAUUCUAAAACAUGCUUCUGGCAAAUCCCUAUCUACCCUGUAUUUUCCCCCAAAGCAUAUAUUAGCUAUGAGUAGCAUGAAUAUAAAAGUUGUGGUUACCAAAACUUCUUUUUACUUCCCUCUUUCAUUAACUAUAUUUGUUAAUACACAAGGUUUGAUCAUAAAUAGUAAAGUCAAUUCACAAGUUAAGAAAAAAGAUCUAAGUGUAUUUCAAAACAGGAUCCUUCAUGUUCUUUGAGUAAUCCAGGCAGCAAAGUCAGGAAUGCUCAUGAGUGCUACUGGAUAUUAGUGCUAAUUACUAAUAAUAUGUACUUACAAUUAUGCCCUUUCAUCCAAGUACCUCAAAGAGCUUUCAUAGCAUUAAUUUGUUAUUUCCUAUAAUAUCUUUGAGAGGCGGCUGGUAGAAAGUUAUUAUUAUCUCUAUUUUACAGUCAGAGAAACUAGGGCAUAGAGAGGUUAAGUAACAUUGCUAGGGUCAUACGGUGAACAACUGACAAAAAAGGGACUCAAGCUAAUUAUUCUCAUUUCCUGUUCAGUAUAUUAUCCAUUAUAUGGUUGUUCAAUACACCUAAAUGCUUUUUUAUCCCAGACAAAUUGAGAAUACUGUAUUUAAAUAGUCUAAGACGUAAGUGAACGCGUUUCUCUUUUUUUGUGUGUUCAAAAAUGCUGCUCUACAGGGAUAUAGAGUUAAAAACUAAUAAUUAGUCUUUGGUUUGCAGCUGUAGCUAUUAUUUAUAGGGCUUUUACUAUUUGUGGUUUUCUGAAGCUCUGCUCAAAAUGAAGUAUUCUAUUUCUCACUGCUUUAUGCUAGGUUAGCAUAGCUGAGCCACCAAAAAGCAGCUGAGACAGGCUGACUAAUGAAUUUGAGGUUGUCUUUCAUUGCGUUCCUAUUGCUCACUCUUCUUGAAGUCAUCCUCCUUCUAGCUCUCCAUUCAGCAGAUAUUUGUGCAACCCACCAUCCUCAAUCCUCAGCCUAUGGCCAGCUUAACUGUUGUCAAUGAUUAAAUUUAAAAGAUUUUUAUUGGAAUGGAGCAAUUCCUACAGAAUAAAAAAGAAAAAAAUUAAAAUAUUAAAAUAUAAACAUAGAUAUUUCAUUUUAUGAGUUAAUGAUGCUAUACUAUUAAUAGUUACCACUGUUACAUCCAGUUUCUGCUAAACCUGACCUUUAGGGUCCUUAGAAGACCAUUAAACAUUAGAAUAUUGGUCUAUGGAUGGACACAUAUCACCAUAUUGGGUUUUUUAAUGCAGUAUUUCAGUAAUUUUCCCAAGUAAAGGCAGGGAGAAAGGAGAAGUGGUUUUGAAACUGUGCUCAAUGACGUAAGACUGCAGUCAGCUUGGAUAUGGUAAUGUAAACCUGUGGUGUUUCCAACUUCAGCCCAGCUCCUCCCUAGAGCUCUAGACCCAUAUAGCAACCACCAUUAGACAGCACCACUCUUACUUCACUCAUCAACUCCAAAACUGAACUCAUUUUUUUUCUGCAAAAAUGUCCCCUCCCAGGACUCAUCCUAACUCUUCCUUAUCUUAUUUAGUAAAAUACACCCUUAUCCUACCCCUCCCUCAAAGCAAAACAACGCAUCAUCAUUGCCUCUUCCAUUCUCCUAUCUGGCAGCUGCCCCUAGCAACCAAUUACCAGUUGAUAUGGCCUCUUGAAUAUUUUAGGAAUCCAUCUCCUUUGGAUGCUCACUACCAUUCACACAGGGUCCUUAAGUUUUCUCUUAUUGGCUUCUGCAAUGGCCCCCUUGUGGGCUCUCUGCUUAUCCUUCUCUGCCCCCUCACCUCCACCCCCCAAGUUAUCUGUUCUCUACCAACAGAAGAAUACCUUAAAUUGUAAUCUGUCCACUCAUUGCCUCACCAAGGCAUAGACGAUUCGUGAUUUGGCUCCUGUUUUCUUCUCCAGCCUCAUCUUUUUCAGCAACCUAAGUUUGAACUUCAAGACCUGUAAUUAUUACUCAUUCUUCUCAACACAUUAUUUGUCCCCGUGCUGCAUCUCAUUUCUGUUCGGAUCCGGAUUUGCCAUCCCACCCCUAUUUUUGUAGUAGAAAAUGCCUAUUUAUCUUUAAAACUCUAACCUACAGUUAGUAAAGCUAUCCAUUCUUUACGCUGUACAUCUUGAUAAACCAUACUUCCAAUAGCAAUGAUUUGCUUUCAUGUAUGUCUGCCCACUAGACUGGACAUUCCUUGAAUGGCUCAUACCAGGAAUAUAGUUGGUACUCAAUUUGUGGGGAGCAAAGAGAGAGAAGCAAAUAAAUGUCAAGACAUAAGAAUCUGUAGCUGCUAACUUAAAUUUACGGAUUUAGUGAAACUACUUCUCACAAGCUACCAAAUCACAGUGCCAUGGGGCCGCAAGAUGAUCUCAGUGCCACACCGACACCUGCAGAGUCGCAGGCGGGUCCGACACCCCUCAGAAAGAACUCGCAGACCGUCCGAGAAAGCGAAUUCUCCAGGGGGUCAGCAGUUAGAUGAGGCCCAGGGCAGCCACGAGACCCUCCAGCCAGGGUAGGCGGCUGACCCGCCUCCUGGGAUUUGGCCCGUGACAAGCCACGACGCCAGCUCCGCUCUGAAUACCCCCGGCCACGCCACACGAGCGGCCUCAACCCUGAGACGCCCAGGGAACAUGAGCUGACCCUCUAGAAGCAAGAUGGCGGCCUCCGCUCUCCCCUCCUUCCCCCAAGAACCCCCUCCUGGUCCCCAAAAGAAAGACAAGGACACCGCGGCAACGACGCCGAGAUCCGGGAACCUCCGCGAGGCCCGCGGCCACUCCCGAGCCCCCGGGAGAUGACUUCACCUCGCGGAGCUGAGAGAGCCGGGGGUGGGGCCGUCGGAAAGACAGCGCGGACAGCCCUCAGCUUGCAGGGGGCGGAGGCCGGGCAGCCUGCGCCCUCCAAGCCAUUGUUCUGCGGCCCAGGCCCAUGAUCACCCUCCUCUCAGCCCACGGACAGGAAGUCGCUCCCCAGCUGCCCCGCCCCGCUCCCCAGCGCCCCGGAAGUGAUCUGUGGCGGCUGCUGCAGAGCCGCCAGGAGGAGGGUGGAUCUCCCCAGAGCAAAGCGUCGGAGUCCUCCUCCUCCUUCUCCUCCUCCUCCUCCUCCUCCUCCUCCAGCCGCCCAGGCUCCCCCGCCACCCGUCAGACUCCUCCUUCGACCGCUCCCGGCGCGGGGCCUUCCAGGCGACAAGGACCGAGUACCCUCCGGCCGGAGCCACGCAGCCGCGGCUUCCGGAGCCCUCGGGGCGGCGGACUGGCUCGCGGUGCAGCCUACUCAACAUGAAAAUGAUGAGAAUGAAGACCUUUAUGAUGAUCCACUUUCACUUAAUGACUAAUUCUUCUUAAUCCUUUGGUGAAAACUGAGACACAAAAUGGCUGCAAAUAAGCCCAAGGGUCAGAAUUCUUUGGCCUUACACAAAGUCAUCAUGGUGGGCAGUGGUGGCGUGGGCAAGUCAGCUCUGACUCUACAGUUCAUGUACGAUGAGUUUGUGGAGGACUAUGAGCCUACCAAAGCAGACAGCUAUCGGAAGAAGGUAGUGCUAGAUGGGGAGGAAGUCCAGAUCGAUAUCUUAGAUACAGCUGGGCAGGAGGACUACGCUGCAAUUAGAGACAACUACUUCCGAAGUGGGGAGGGGUUCCUCUGUGUUUUCUCUAUUACAGAAAUGGAAUCCUUUGCAGCUACAGCUGACUUCAGGGAGCAGAUUUUAAGAGUAAAAGAAGAUGAGAAUGUUCCAUUUCUACUGGUUGGUAACAAAUCAGAUUUAGAAGAUAAAAGACAGGUUUCUGUAGAAGAGGCAAAAAACAGAGCUGAGCAGUGGAAUGUUAACUACGUGGAAACAUCUGCUAAAACACGAGCUAAUGUUGACAAGGUAUUUUUUGAUUUAAUGAGAGAAAUUCGAGCGAGAAAGAUGGAAGACAGCAAAGAAAAGAAUGGAAAAAAGAAGAGGAAAAGUUUAGCCAAGAGAAUCAGAGAAAGAUGCUGCAUUUUAUAAUCAAAGCCCAAACUCCUUUCUUAUCUUGACCAUACUAAUAAAUAUAAUUUAUAAGCAUUGCCAUUGAAGGCUUAAUUGACUGAAAUUACUUUAACAUUUUGGAAAUUGUUGUAUAUCACUAAAAGCAUGAAUUGGAACUGCAAUGAAAGUCAAAUUUACUUUAAAAAGAAAUUAAUGUGGCUUCACCAAGAAGCAGAGUUCAACUUAUUUCAUAAUUGCCUACAUUUAUCAUGGUCCUGAAUGUAGCGUGUAAGCUUGUGUUUCUCGGGCAGUCUUUCUUGAAAUUGAAGAGGUGAAAUGGGGGUGGGGAGUGGGAGGAAAGGUGACUUCCUCUGGUGUUUAUUAUAAAGCUUAAAUUUUAUAUCAUUUUAAAAUGUCUUGGUCUUCUACUGCCUUGAAAAAUGACAAUUGUGAACAUGAUAGUUAAACUACCACUUUUUUUAACCAUUAUUAUGCAAAAUUUAGAAGAAAAGUUAUUGGCAUGGUUGUUGCAUAUAGUUAAACUGAGAGUAAUUCAUCUGUGAAUCUGCUUUAAUUACCUGGUGAGUAACUUAGAAAAGUGGUGUAAACUUGUACAUGGAAUUUUUUGAAUAUGCCUUAAUUUAGAAACUGAAAAAUAUCCGGUUGUAUCAUUCUGGGUGUGUUCUUACUGACGCCAGGGGUCUGCUGCCCCAUGUGUCCUGGUGAGAAAAUACAUGCCUGGCACAGCUUUUGUAUAGAAAAUUCUUGAGAAGUAACUGUCCGCUAGAAGUCUGUCCAAAUUUAAAAUGUGUGCCAUACUCUGGUUCUUGAAAAUAAGAUUCCAGAGCUCUUUGAUCGCUUUAUAAUAAACUGCAAUUUCAUUUUAAAUGAAGGGCCAGCAUAUACUUGCAAGAUAAUUUUCAACUGCGAGGAUUCAGCACCAGUUACGUUUGAAUGAACCCUCCUUUUCUCUGAGAUUCUGGUCCCUGGAAAUUCCUUUCUGCUAGUGGUGAGCAUGUAAGUGUUAAGUUUUUAAUCUGGGAGCAGGGCAUAGGAAGAAAAUGUCAGUAGUGCUAAUGCAUUUUGCACUAGAACACUUCGGGAAAAUAUUCAUGCUUGCCAUCUGUUCAUUUCUAAAUUUAUAUUCAUAAAGUUACAGUUUGAUACAGGAAUUAUUAGGAGUAAUUCUUUUGUUUAUGUUUAUAAUGAACACUGUAGCUGCAUUUUCAGAAGUUAACAUCAAGCCAUCAAACCUGGGUAUAGUGCAGAAAACGUGUGGCACACACUGACCACACGUUAGGCUGUGUCACCAUUGUGUGGUGUACCUGCUGGAAGAAUUCUAGCAUGCUACUUGGGGACAUAAUUUCAGUGGGAAAUAUGCCACUGUCAGAUUUUUUUUUUUCCUCUUUGCAGUGGGGCUAGGACAGUUGAUUCAACAAAGUAUUUUUUUCUUUUUUCUCAGUCCUAAUUUGAACAGGUCAAAGAUGUGUUCAGGCAUUCCAGGUAACAGGUGUGUAUGUAAAGUUAAAAAUAGUCUUUUUAGGAACUCACUCUUUAGAUAUUUACAUCCAGCUUCUCAUGUUAAAUAUUUGUCCUUAAAGGGUUUGAGAUGUACAUCUUUCAUUUCGUAUUUCUCAUAGGCUAUGCCAUGUGCGGAAUUCAAGUUACCAAUGUAACACUGGCCAGCGGGCCCAACAAUCUCCAUGUGUACUCAUUACAGUCUUAUUUAACCAGGGGUCCUAACCACUAACAUUGUGACUUUGCUUUGAGACCUUUCCUCUCCUGGGUACUGAGGUGCUAUGAAGCCAACUGACAAAGAUGCAUCACGUAUCUUAGGCUGAUGCCACUACCCGAUUUGUUUAUUUGCAAUUUGAGCCAUUUAAAGACCAAUAAACUUCCUUUUUUAAAA
This is a messenger RNA of Gorilla gorilla gorilla (western lowland gorilla), 8349 nucleotides long. RefSeq names its product RAS like proto-oncogene A (gene RALA). Gene Ontology annotation, molecular function: GTPase activity; GTP binding. Lineage: Eukaryota; Metazoa; Chordata; Mammalia; Primates; Hominidae. Bases 5859 to 6479 code for a protein of 206 amino acids. Gene Ontology annotation, cellular component: membrane. The record is from RefSeq and is a predicted model, not a curated record. Gene Ontology annotation, biological process: signal transduction. The transcript has 6 exons.